CACACGCAUACGCACACACACACACACACAGAGACAGGAGCAGCGCGCCGCACAUUCGUGACUCCGCGCCAGAUGCGGUUGGCUCCCAACAGCGCAUGUUAGUCGUAGUUUAAUGGACAUCGCGGAGGCGAGAGGAGCAUCCGAGUGCCUGGAGAAAAUGGAGAAAGAAGUGGCGCCUCAGAAGCGACGUGACUGUCGCACGACAGCGCUGAGCAUGGUCUCGUCGCUGUGCUCAGUGGUGUCCAUCGCGUUCUGCGUCCUGCUGAGCUUCAACGCCGCUGACAUCAAGAACCGAGUUGUGGAUCUGGAGAGCGCGAGAGACGAGCGCGCCUUCGUCCGUGCCCCCGGCUACUCCGUGGAUGAUUUCAAUUCCCUGGUUCAGCAGAAAGUGGACGAGCUGCUCUCUCAGCGCACCUAUGAGAAUUUCGUCAAGAUUCGGACUGCGAGGCAAGCGUCACCUGAAUGCAGCUGCCCCCCAGGACCUCCAGGAAAGCGAGGAAGAAGAGGCCGCAAUGGAGAACCUGGACCUCCUGGUCCUCCAGGUCCCAAAGGUGAAAAGGGAGAUCAAGGCGACCAGGGACCGCGGAUGGUCUUCCCUAAGAUCAAUCAUGGCUUUCUUUCCGCUGACCAGCAGCUCAUAAAGCGACGGCUCAUUAAGGGAGAUCAGGGGCAAGCCGGACCACCCGGGCCUCCGGGGCCGCCGGGCCCUCCCGGACCGAGAGGACCUCCCGGCGACACCGGCAAGGAUGGACCCAGAGGUGUGCCCGGUCUGCCUGGUGAUCCUGGACAGCCUGGAGAAACGGGACCAAUGGGACCUGUGGGGCCACAAGGGCUGAAGGGUUCACUUGGGCCUCCGGGUAACCCAGGUGCUGACGGACUGAAGGGGGAUGUUGGCAUCCCGGGAUUGGAUGGUAUCCCAGGAGGAAAGGGCGACCAGGGUGAAAAGGGCGACAUGGGUGAAGACGGACCGAAAGGCGAUAUGGGAGAGAAGGGAGAUGCAGGCUCCUCUGCUGCCGGCAUCAAGGGGGAACCUGGAGAACCUGGACGAAGCGGACUAAAGGGAGAGCCAGGACUUCCAGGGCUGCCUGGACUCCCAGGGAUAAAGGGUGAACCAGGAUUUCUCGGUCCGCAGGGAGAACCUGGGCUCCCAGGACUCCCAGGGACGAAGGGCGAGAGAGGCGACCACGGCCCUCCAGGAAAGGGCGAGCGAGGAGACAUUGGACCUGUUGGACCAAAGGGUUCACAAGGAGAGGCAGGGACUCCCGGCCCUAAAGGGUCAAAGGGGGAAACUGGAGACAAAGGAGACCUGGGAUCUCUCGGUCCGAUGGGCCCCCCGGGACAAAAGGGAGACCAAGGAGCCACUGAAAUCAUCGACUACAAUGGAAACAUUCAGGAGGCUCUGCAGAAGAUUACCACUAUUACAGUCACGGGUCCUCCUGGGCCUCCCGGGCCGAUCGGACCGCAGGGCCUGAAGGGUGAUCGAGGCAUGCCUGGGCUCCCCGGACUCGAUGGAGAGAGAGGCUACAAAGGCUCCAAAGGAGACAUGGGAAUGCCUGGAGCUUCAGGGGACAAAGGAACAACCGGCUUGCCAGGCUUACCGGGUGUCAACGGGGUCAAAGGGGACAAAGGAGAUUCGGGACUACCCGGUCCUCAAGGCCCGUCUAUCAUCGGCCCCCCAGGGCCUCCCGGCCCCCACGGAUCCCCAGGACCGAUGGGACCCCAUGGCUUUCCUGGACCAAAGGGUGAACCUGGUUUGCACGGCCUGAAGGGUAUGAGAGGGGAGCCGGGACACAAAGGGGACCGCGGUCCGCUGGGUCUCCCUGGAGCCUCCGGCUUGGACGGCAAGCCCGGAAUUAGGGGCAUGGACGGGCCUCCCGGUCCAGCUGGGCCAGCUGGGCCAAAAGGCGACAUAGGUGAGAGGGGCGCUUCAGGAGAGCCAGGACCUCGAGGACCGUAUGGACUGCCUGGAGCUGCCGGGACACCAGGACUGGAUGGGUUGCCAGGCUUAAGGGGAGAGAAGGGCGACGUUGGUGAAAGAGGAGAAAAGGGUUUCCGGGGAUUUAAGGGUGAAAAGGGGGAACCAGGGCAGCCAGGUCUGGACGGGCUGGAUGCCCCAUGCCAAUUGGGCCCAGACGGAUUACCGAUGCCUGGAUGCUGGCAGAAGUGAUCACUCUAACCUGAAACGCAUGGAGUUUGUAAAUAAUGCUUCUUUUAUGGUAUUUAUAGUUUUUUAAUGGAAAAACGAGUCUAAAAGAAAAGAAGUCUUAUGUGUACAACAAUACAACAAAAAAAAGAAGAGAUAACCAUCCUGAGUUCCAUGCCCGAUGCUGCUUCUACUCACCUCGCCGUGUGGAAAAACAAACAAAACAAAAAAAAAAACAAAACAAGAGUGUGUGUCUGCUCUCACAUCUACAUUGUGGUGGACUUCAAGUCGUCGGCUGGUGGCAGAACUUGUCUCUUUAGUCUUUGCAUGGCUCAGACUGGAGCGUCGCAGCCCGGCCAGAUUCACAGGGUGUGAGAGGAGGAGGAAGACGAGGAGGAGGAGGAGGAGGAGGAGGAGGAGAGGGGAUCUGGACUGGCUCCCUAACACCAAACGCUAGGUGUUUUGUGUUUAUGUCGUCUCAACCAAGCUCACCACCCAUUCACGCAGCACCAUGUUUUCAAAGACUAAAACAAAAAAAAAAGACUGUGCCAAACAGAACAUUGCAGCCCCGAAUCCCGAGGUUAAAAAAAACAGCAUGAGUAGUGUUACGGAAACUGUAUUUAUAUGUAUUGUACAUACAUGUCACUGUUUUGUGGUUGCAUCAUGGCUUCUGCAGAAAAUCAAUACUAACAAAAGAGAAACGACGAAACCCCCCUGCUCCCUUCCGCCAGCUCUGAAUUGGUAAUUUUUUGCUUUCCUUUAAUCUUCCCAAGGGAGUCACGCCAUGGCUGGUAGCCUGAACCCCCCCCCCCCAAACUCCCUCCCCACAAAGUCAAGCUGUUGGUUAUUGUUGCUUUAUUGGGGUGAAGCCUGCGGUGGGCGACGUAUCGGCAGGUUUUCGCCGUUGCACUUCGUGGCGCCUCGCAGCGGCCACACGUCUCGGGAUGAGAGCGAGGCGGGAGCCCGGCCGGCUCGCUGCACUGACAGGAAAAACUGAACGCUCGUGCUCGGGGGUGUCGCCCCAGGAGGGUCUCUCGGAUCUCCGCGGAGGCCGCCCGAGGCGCCGGCCUCUCCUGACGGGCGGCCUCUCCUCCAGGUCUACUGAGAGAGUCGACAGAACGCAAUCACGGUGUUUCUUUAUUGUUUCUUUCUUUUUAAGCUCUCAUUCUUACACAUUGUUUGUAUUUUGUGUAUAAUAGCCUUUGGUGCCUCAAGCUUUUAUUCAUUCCUUUAUCAGAAAUGUACUUUAUUGCAUAUUUUCAAUAAUCGGAACAGUGUUUUAUUUCAGGAGGUGGAGCUCGGUUUGUGAGAGGAUUGAUCAAGACACAUUUCGCACUGUUUUUAUUUUUUUAAAACAUGGUUUUUGUUUUGAACAGCAUGUAGCUUGUAGCUUCACGUGAGCGUACGGCGAGAUUGCAUCCAUCCUGACUGUACAGCCACUCAUUUGUAUGAAACAAAUCUGACAUGGUCACAGAUAUGCUGCUUUUUUUUUUCUUUUCAUUCUGGACGUAUUGUAUGAGAUAUUGUUUGUACAGUGUUGUCAGUUCACUGCAUGUACACAAUUUAUGGCAGAUUUCUUAAAUGUUGAACAAUAAGCAUUAAUCUGAGAGAGUGCAUCAUCAGUUUUUGUUUUACAAGCAAACAGCAAGAUUUACAUGAAGACAGUUGCUCGUCAUUCUCACACCGUGUUUGAAAGCAACGAUCAUCCUAAUCUAACACACUGCUCUUUCACGGCACAGAUGUUGUCUUAAAUUAGUACGAAACUGGUAAUACAGCAGUGGUUCUCAAAGUGUGUGAUUUCUCUCCAUCAUGCGUGCAUUAAAUGUAAUAAUGAAGCCGUUUUUCUCACAAGGUGAUUAAACAUUUAACCUUCAGAUUUCUUGGAAAAAACAGAAAUUAGGGAAGAAACGUCAGAUGUCUGGCGCCUUCCAGGGCGGAGGCCCACCCUCCACUUUGAAAACCGCUGCGUUACAACGUCGGAUAAGCUCAAAUCUUAGCUCAAUCGGUCGCCUCCUAUUAUUACCCAUGAUGCAGUGGUGGCCAGUCAUGUCACAUUCCUUUAACAGAUGGAGCAAAAAUAAAUGCAGUACAUUGUUGUUGUUUUUUUUCCAUGCGAGUUCAUUCAGCUUUCUGUAUCCUACUUGCCGUUUGACAUAAUAAGGCGUUAAGCAAGGUAAAGUCACACUUUUUCCCGCUUUUUGAUGAUUAACUGUCAGAGCAGACGUGAGAAAACAUAACCAACCUUUUGCUGUGAUGUAGCAGCAGCCACAGGUGAAUGGGGGAUAUUUGCCUCUGCAUGGUUUCUGUUUGAUUGUACAGAUCAUCUCAUGAAUACUAAGAAUGGAUGCACAUCCGUGUAGAUUCCUAUGGUGCUACCUGAUUGGUCAGUUCGGUCUGAUGUGCUCUACCAGUGGCGAGAACUACACAACAGGUUUCUUUAUUGUCUUUGGAGGUUAUGUAUGUAACAAGUUCAAAGUUUUUUUGUGUGUGUGUGCGUGUGAGUGUGUGCAUAUAUUUGUGUAUUUUAAGUGGUACAUUAUUUAUUUUUCUAUGAUUUCUUAAAUGAAGGCAUUUUUUUUUUUGGUUCGAAACGGCAUUCCUUCCAGUUUUGGCUUCUGGUGUUCGCGGAGUCUGUUGUUAAUCGGAGGAAAUCUGAAUCACGCUCACGCAAAUUGCAAAAAGUCUGGUCGUUUCAGGCUUUCCUGCAGAUCAGUGCGUAUUCACUGUGCAUCAACUUUAAAGGCCUUACCACGACAUGGCUCUGUUUUAAUGUCGUGGGUCAACAAGCUUGACAGGCUCAGCCAAUGCAACUGCAUCCGGUGGAAUACGACAGCCUUUUCACGCGCUUUCUCUCUUCCGUCUCGCGCUCUCGCUUUCUCUAUCUUUACAUUGAAUGUAGUUUGAUAUAUGUAUAGUGGAUUAUUAAUGUACUGUUAAA
This is a messenger RNA of Salarias fasciatus (jewelled blenny), 5081 nucleotides long. RefSeq names its product collagen type XXV alpha 1 chain (gene col25a1). Lineage: Eukaryota; Metazoa; Chordata; Actinopteri; Blenniiformes; Blenniidae. The record is from RefSeq and is a predicted model, not a curated record. The coding region runs from base 113 to 2167 and encodes 684 amino acids. The transcript has 38 exons.